Messenger RNA from Penicillium nucicola, 1704 nucleotides. Its product is annotated as LysM peptidoglycan-binding domain-containing protein. The record is from RefSeq and is a predicted model, not a curated record. The coding region runs from base 1 to 1704 and encodes 567 amino acids. The transcript is spliced from 4 exons. Lineage: Eukaryota; Fungi; Ascomycota; Eurotiomycetes; Eurotiales; Aspergillaceae.
AUGACUUUUACGGAGUAUAUGGCCUUCUUCCAGGACAAAUAUGAGCUGAUCUGUCUGGCUGAUGAAGAUACGGAGGACUUUUGCCUGGAUGUUGAGAGCUCGUGGAACAUCACCAAUAUGGUUCUCCUGGACGAAGCAACUUGGCCAACGUAUACCAACAAAUGUUACUAUGACGUCUCAUAUGGUGACUGGGGGUGGUUCUAUUUGGAGAAUGGAACGUGCCUCGAACCCUUUGACGAUUACCUACAAGAUGCAAGCGAUGCAAAUGGCCUGAAUCAGCUGGCAGCAUGGGAUUACUACCUCGACCGACCCCCGGCCAUCAACGACGACAACUAUGGGUGGUCGGAACCCCUGGAGUGGGAUGAGUACCCAUUAGAAAUGCAAUGUUCGUCUUGCUUUUUGCAAAAGUUCAAGCAUGGAUUUGAGAGCUCCUGGGGUGAAAUUUGGGAUGGAAUUUCCGAGCAAAUAUGGACCAAUAUGCAAAUCAACUGCGACGUCGAUCUUGAUAUCAUUCCUGCGAACAACUACACCGCAUCAGAAAACAUCAACAUCACCAUUGCCUCCCCCGGCCCUAUCACUACGAUCUGUCCCCAGACCAUCACGAUAUCCCCCAAUACCACAAUGACUUGUCAACAGCUGGCCAUUGCCUACGAAAUCCCCACGGCCGGAAUUUGGAAUCUCAACAACGACGUAGAUUGCAAUUGGGUGACUGACCAGGACGUCUGCGCGCCCAUGUCUUGUCCGAUUGCCGUCGUCUCCACUGCCAGCUCGUCUAUCAACGUUGAUGAGUAUAUUUACAACCAGGACAACUUUACCAUGACUCAGUUUUUGACCUGGAAUCCAUACGUUGGGUCCAGACAGAUUGCCAACGGUGAUGCUAUCUGCGUCGGUCCUCCAGGAGGCCUCUACAGCCCGCCAUCCGCCACGGUCUCAACCAACUCUACCUACACGACCAUAGCCAUCCCAGCGUCUCCAACCCCAGCAGGCACUGCAACCAACUGUGGCGCAUAUUAUCUGGUUCAAGAUGGCGAUGAAUGCGGCGUCAUUUGUGAAGGGAAUAGUCUGACAUUGGCCGACUUUCUUGCCAUGAACCCGUCUGUCAAUUCGAACUGCACAAAUCUAGUAGUUGGCAUGGAUUACUGUAUUGCCAUCGUCAACGGCACCACUCCCACCACCUCAAAUACCACCGCCAGCUUUGUCAGUGCACCCACCACCACCGUCACAGGGACAACCUCGGAGUGCUACGAAUGGCACACCGUUGUCUCUGGUGAUACCUGUCAGUUGAUUGAAGCCGAGUACGGCAUCACCCUGGACGAUUUCAUCGCAUUGAACACGUAUGUUGACAGCAACUGUGAUAAUCUUUGGGUGAACUACACCUACUGCGUGUCGGGGAUUUCUGCAUCUGCCGGCAGUAGCAAUAGCACAGCAACAACCACCUCUCCAUCCACGAGGUCUGCUACCUCGGCGACAACUGCGAGCACAGUUACAGUUACCACCUCUGGGUCUGUUACAACACCUACUCCAACCCAGACUGGCAUGAUGAGCGGAUGUACGACCUUCUACGAGGCCGUGAGCGGCGAUGGGUGUUACGCGAUCGCCACAUCAUACGGCAUCACGCUCGAUGAGUUCUACGAAUGGAAUGCCGCAGUCGGGGAUGACUGCAGUGGACUGUGGCCAGACUAUUAUUACUGUGUGGGGAUAUAG